GGAACACGCUGCCGCCGCACUGGCCGCAGCCCAACGAGAAAGGGAAGUGAACCACAUCGCCAGCCUGAAUCUCAGCAUGCUCGAACGGGAACAACGACUCGCGGAACAGUGCGACAGUGCCGAUAAAAUCAAGCGGCACCAGCAGCAACAACUGGAACAGCUCCAACGGGAACAGCAACAGUUGCUGCAGCAACACCAUCAGCAGCGGGAACGAGAAAUGCGCGAACGAGAGCAGCUACUGCGGGAACGAGAACUGCAGGAAAAGCAACAGAAACUACAAUUAGAACAGCAACAAAGACAAGAACAACAGCAACGAGAGCAACUUAGUCCGGUGGGACGUCCCCAGCAGAACGGAUCGGAUCGUUUGAGCAGCGGUAGUGGUUCCGGACCGAUGGAUGUGACGACUGGCGGUGGUACCGGGGAGAAUCGGUCCGGAUCGGCUCAGGGUGGAGCUAGCAGUCCGGUGUCCCCGAUGGGUAUCAUGGGCAUGCAGUUUAAGCUCGUUAGCAGAGGAGACGCUUCCAAGGGCGACCAGCAGCUAGUGGUAUCGAUGGAGUUCAACGGUGUCCAGUACGAGGGAGUACUGUUUGCGAAUCCUUCCCCGACUGCCAGUGGUCACAGCGCAUCCUCCCCGGCUCGUUCCUCAUCUUCGCAGCUCACAUCACCCAAAAUGGCAUCAUCGAAACAGACCGGCAGCAACAGUACCAGCAGCACCAACACCAGCACCCUAACGAAUCCGGCCACCUCGCCGCUGGUGCUAACGACGACCGGAGCUGGGUCUGGGACCGUUGUCGGAUGUGGCAGCAGUAUCAGCAGCAGUAGUAGCAGCUCCGCCAGCAGUAGUUCAGCCAUUUCUCCGCUAGGGUCCUCUGCGAUUGUAUCACCGGCCAAAAUGAUGAGCGCAUCUUUGGCUUCGCCCGGUAGUAAUGUUUCCGCCGCUUUGGAGGAAUCUAUGGCUAGUGCAGUGGCGGCUGCCGCGGCAGCUGCCCUUUCCGGUUCCGGUUCACUGCCCUCGGUUGGACCGCGGCCGCUCGUUUCGUAAGACGAUUAGCUCUCAUUCUAGAAGUGGUUUACACGUGAAAUUCCGCGCUAAGUUUUAUUUCUUUAUGUUUAAGCUUAGGACUCUGCCCCUCUAUUCGGGAAUGUUCCGAAAGAAGGGGUGUCAUGCUCGCAAUUUUGAUACUUUUGUUUGUGCUCUCGAAUGAUGCAUUUUCACGCGCUUCUAGCAAUUUCCAUUUUUUUUAUCCAAUGUUUAAGCUCUUCACGAAAGCUUAACACAAUCUUUACACAAGUAGGAUGGCCUAGUAUAAAUUAUAUCACAUAAAAGUAACAGUACAGUUUAUGUAGGUGUAUGGCGCGCGCGCUAUGUUGAAUUGAUAGGUGUCGCCACCUACUAGAAGUGCUUUUCGCCGCUGGAGUGCUUUUAUCAUGUACGCUUUCGAGCGAAAAGCUUUCUCUUAGCGUAGCCAGCUAAAUACACUGAACUAAGGGCAACGAUCACUUUUGAACCAAAAAUUAUGUUUAGUUGUUUUCAUGCUGAUGUUAAAUGAAAGAAGAUAAGUUAAAACAAAUUAAUAAAAAAAAACAUUUUAUAGAUUCGAGCGUUUGCUACACGCAGAAAAGAUGUAAAUGUAGUGUGAGAUGCUUGUAGCAGGUAGUGAAAUUUUUAAUUUAUCUAAGAAAAUGUGACCUUUUUUGGUAGAAGAAUAGUACAGGAAAUCGAAUCAGAACAGUGUAAUUGUAAAACAGGUGAACAAUCGGAGACUGUAGGAAAAAUGCGAAUUUUCUUUUCUGUCAAAUACUUAAGAUUUGUUUUAAAUAUGUAUGUGUAGUUUUGAAAGGCUUAAUCCCCAUGAGUGGAAGAAUAAAAAAAACUAUUCUACUUAACAAAUAACUAAGCAUAAUGAACUUAGAGCCGAGAAAACUUAAACUUUUGUUACAAACUUAGAGAAUGCAAAAUAAAAUAAAGCAAGGCAAUUCAUUAAGAUCGCUUUCCAAUUAUUCUUAAAGCACAUAACAGGAGAAAUCUUCUCUACAACACAAACCAGGCAUUCGUAAUGUUGCCACCAGACAACGUUGCAUCUCUUAUCGAAUAUUUGAGCUAUCUCUCCAACAAGUUUAAUCUAACUUUUUUUGUUUCCUCUUUUUUUGUAAAAAACGCAUCUUUCUUGUCAAUAUUUAAAAUGAAAAAAAAAAACUCUUUCGUUUGUAAAGACGAAAUUUCUUGCAAUAUAAGUUAAGGUUAAAAAAUCACGUAUGGAAAACACAGAUGUUUGAAAAACAAUACAAAAACUGUUUAUAAAAACGAUACAAAGUUUUUCCCCUUUCAUACUCUUGGAGGCGUUAUCCAAGAAAACAAGUUGAUGAUAGGUGAACACUAUUUUUUUCUUUUUUUUUCCUGUUAAACUUAAGGGUUUUUAUUGAUUUUUUUUUAGUUUUAAAAAGCAAAACCAACUCACUUUUGGUGAGGUCUAAGUGAGUAACUAUUUAAACAUUAAACUAGCUGAACAAUGAUACAAACUUGAAAAAAAAACGAAUGCAAAAGCUUAAUACCUAUGCAUCGUAGAGCUAUUGAGCGAUUCGCGUUUAGAGUUAGAGUUGAAAAUAUGUAGCUUAAAAGACAUGACCGCGCUUGUAAACAUCAUCACAAUAAUCUGUAACUCCAUAUAUUUCGCUAGGAGACUCCCAUCUGCAAACAAAAAGAGUUGUACAACUGAAAAGGCAGUAAACUCGAAUUCAAAUGCGAACUGGACACAAACUUCGACUGGUGGACACUUAAAAUAUUUCCAUUUGAAUAGCCCUACACAGCAACAUGCAACAUGAAGAUCUUAUUUUUUAAAUGUGGAACAAACAAAUCGAUCAACAGUAAUAUAGAAAUGUUUUAAAAUUAUGAUA
Uranotaenia lowii is the source of this 2895-nucleotide messenger RNA. Its product is annotated as transcription factor btd-like. The coding region runs from base 77 to 1042 and encodes 321 amino acids. The transcript has 2 exons. The record is from RefSeq and is a predicted model, not a curated record. Lineage: Eukaryota; Metazoa; Arthropoda; Insecta; Diptera; Culicidae.